Molecule: messenger RNA, 2564 nt
Organism: Mustela erminea (ermine)
Lineage: Eukaryota; Metazoa; Chordata; Mammalia; Carnivora; Mustelidae
Gene: PWWP2B
Product: PWWP domain containing 2B
Exons: 4
Coding region: 180-1862 (560 amino acids)
Cellular component (GO): nucleus; nucleoplasm
Source: RefSeq, a predicted model, not a curated record
UGCCGCCCUGUUUUCCCUUAGCUGGGGGUCACUCCAUAGCUCUCCCAUGGCCCUGCUAGGCAGCUCAUGGUGGGCAAGCCACCCUCAGUCCCUGCUGCCUGGGGCCAGUCUGUCCAGAACCUGCGUCUUUGAAGGGGACACUUAGAGGGGAGAGCCCUGGGUCAGGAAGGAAUCAGCACAUGGGGUCAGCACGCAGGCCCACGGAGCUGAUUCACCCCCGCCCCCCAAGGAUAUCUGUCUUCAUCAGAGGCUCUGUGGUCUGGAGCAGGUCCGGCCUCUUUGGCCUGCCCCCGUCGGCUCCGCUGCCACAGCCCGAGGACCCCCCUGUCAACGGCUGCAACGGCCCGGCCCCCCCAGAGCAGGACGGAGAGGCAAUGCAGCUGGGGACGGGCCCUCCGCCAGCGCCCUGUGGGGACCAGGCCCCCGAGACCACGGGCCCCAAGCCACCCCCGCCUUUCGUGCCACCGUUCCCGCCGUACUUUGAGGGAGCCCCCUUCCCUCCCCCACUCUGGCUGAGAAGCACCUACCGGCAGUGGGUCCCGCAGCCGCCGCCCCGGGCCAUCAAGAGGACCCGCCGGCGCCUGUCCCGGAACCGAGAGCCCGGCCGGCUGGCCCUGAGCCCCAUCCGUCUGCGGCCGCGCCAAGUGCUCUGCGAGAAGUGCAAAAGCACCCUGAGCCCCCCUGAGGCCGGCCCCGGCCCCCCAGCGGCCCCUCAGCCGCGCCGCAGGGCGGGCAGCGUUCCCGGCCCCGACACAGAACCCCGCAAGCUCGCGGACCCUGAGGGCGGAGGGGACAGCGCGGCCAGCGCCACGAGGAGGAGCAAGAGAGAGAAGCGGGAGGAGGGCAAGGCCCGGGUGCCCCGGAGCCCGGCCAUCAAGAUCUCCUACAGCACGCCGCAGGGCACGGGCGAGGUGGUGGAGAUCCCCUCGCGCGUGCACGGGUCCCUGGAGCCCUUCUGCCCCGCCCAGGCCCCACACGGGGGCGGCCAGGACCCCGCUGGCCCCCCCGCCUCCAUCCCCAAGCUAAAGCUGACGCGUCCUGGACCCCCUGGCACCGGCCUGCCGCCCCCCAAGAUCCGCUUGAAGCCCCGGCCCCGGGGGGCUGGGGAGCGGGAGCCCGUGUACCGGGCCGAGCUGGUGGAGGCACUCAACGGCCACGGGCGGGGCCCCCGGGCCGGCUCCCCCGCUCGCCUCGGCCACGGCUCUGCCGGUCGUGGGCCCGUGGACUCUUCUUCCGGAAGCUCCGGCGAGGACGAGGACUUCAAGCCGAGCGCCCAGGCUCAGCGCGGGCGAGAGGGCCUGGCUUUCCUUGCCACCUGCCCCGGGCGGGGGCCAGGGUGCGCCGGCGAGUCGGUGUGGAGCAGCGACAGUCCGGACGAGUCCAGAUCGUCCAGCUCGGAAGUCACGUUCCCAGACACGUGUGACCUCUCGUCGGGCGACGGCGCGUCGGUGCGGUCCUCGUCCAAGGACCCGAGGCAGACGGUCCCGCCGCUCACGGUCCGGCUGCACACACAGAGCGUCUCCAAGUGCGUUACCGGGGACGGAAGGACGGUGGCCGUGGGGGACAUCGUGUGGGGUAAGAUUCACGGUUUCCCCUGGUGGCCAGCGCGUGUGCUUGACCUCAGUCUUAGCCAGAAGGAGGACGGGGCGCCCUCCUGGCAAGAAGCCAAGGUCUCGUGGUUUGGUUCCCCGACGACGUCGUUCUUGUCAACUUCGAAGCUCUCCCCGUUCUCGGAGUUUUUCAAACUGCGAUUUAACCGUAAGAAGAAGGGAAUGUACCGGAAGGCCAUCACGGAGGCCGCCAACGCCGCGCAGCACGUGGCCCCAGAAAUAAGGGAGCUCUUGACCCAGUUUGAGACCUAGGUCGGGCGACCAGGAACGUGCUGAGAAGGGACGAGGGCCCCCCAGCGAGCAUCUGGCGAGGAAGCUGACCUGGACUGGGGAUCCGGGAAGGCUUCCUGGAAGAGGUGACAUAUGGCUGAGCGCGAACGGUCACGGACGGUGAAAGCACAGCGGGGCUGUCCGGAACUUCCGACUUUGGGGCGCCCUCCACGUCCCCCAUUCCGUCGGAGGGACCCGCGUGCCUUCUGGCCGGCUGCGUGCGGAAACGUGCCCGGCCCGGGGGUCCGCCUGCCUGCGGUUCCCCAGAGAGAAGCAGGCGUGUCCCGCACAGGGGACGGCGCCCCCCGGGCACAGGCUGCUCUGUGGAUGUAUUUGUUCCCUCGUCAGACUCCGGGUGCUCUGGGCUGUGACGUUCCGGGAGCCCAGCCACAGCCUACGGCUGCCUGCGCAGCAGGGAGAGGCACCCCAGUGUCAGGGCUCGGGGCCGGGCCCAGCGCGGGGUCUCUGCGUCCUUGAGAACCGGGCAGCCUGCCUCCCCUACGUCCCUCCCAAAGCUGGGGUCCUGCCCGGUGCCCAGCACCUGCCCCGGGGCCGCGACCUGGCCCGCGUGUGUACCAACAGGCUCCGCCCUCCUUUCUGUCACUUUAAAGACCAAAAAGAGAAACCGAAAAUGGCUUCUGCUCUUUGUUGAAACGUGAGCGAGAAUGAAGGAAGGUCUGCGCA